AUAUCAAUGCGGACGUCCAUAAUAAGUAGCUUGUCAGGGGAACCCAGUGCGGCAGACGCAGUCCGCAGCAGCCAUUGAAUUGGAUCGUCCGACCUCCACAUAGCCAGACAAGCGCUGUGGCUAAACCCAGAGGAUAGACAGGGAGACAGCCACCAGCAGCCGGCCAUGGAGAACGGCGAGGGGGCGUACGCGCAGGACGGCUCCGUCGACCUCCGCGGUAACCCCGUCCUCCGCUCCAAGCGCGGCGGCUGGACCGCCUGCGCCUUCAUCGUCGUGUACGAGCUGUUCGAGAGGAUGGCGUACUACGGGAUCGCGUCCAACCUGGUGAUGUACAUGACCAACAGGCUGCACCAGGGGACGGUGGAGGCGUCCAACAACGUCACCAACUGGUCCGGCACCGUCUUCCUCACGCCGCUCAUCGGCGCCGUCGUCGCCGACGCCUACCUCGGCCGCUACUGGACCUUCGUUGCCGGCUCCGCCGUCUACCUCAUGGGCAUGAUCCUGCUGACGCUGUCGGUCACGGUGCCUGCACUGAAACCGCCGGCCUGCGACGGCGCCACCUGCCCGCGCGCCUCCGCGCUGCAGCUGGGCGUCUACUUCGGCGGGCUGUACACCAUCGCGCUGGGCCACGGCGGCACCAAGCCCAACAUCUCGACCAUCGGCGCCGACCAGUUCGACGAGUUCGACCCGGCGGAGAAGCUGCAGAAGCUCUCCUUCUUCAACUGGUGGAUGUUUACCAUCUUCCUGGGCAUCCUCUUCUCCAGCACCGUCCUCGUCUACGUCCAGGACAACGUCAGCUGGUCGGUCGGCUACGGCAUCCCGACGCUCGGGCUCCUGGCCUCCGUCGUGAUCUUCCUCGCUGGCACGCCGCUGUACCGCCACAAGGCGCCGCAGGGCAGUCCGUUCACGAGCAUGGGAAGGGUGAUCGCGGCGGCCGUGUGGAAGCACAGCAUGGCGCUGCCUGACGACGACAAGGACCUGCACGAGCUGGAGCUGGAGCACUACACGAGCAGGAGGAGGUUCCGUGUGGAUGCCACCGACUCCAUGAGGUUCCUCAACAAAGCGGCGGUCAAGGUUUACCCCGGGGACGCCAACGGCGGGUCGGCGCCGCCCCGGCUUCCCCCGUGGACCUUGUGCACGGUGACGCAGGUGGAGGAGACGAAGCAGAUCGCUAAGCUUGUGCCGCUGCUAUUCACCUUGGUCGUUCCGUGCACGCUCGUCGCGCAGGCGAACACGCUCUACGUCAAGCAGGGCGCGACGCUGGACCGGCGCCUGGGCGCGUUCCUGGUGCCGCCGGCGAGCCUCGGCGCGUUCAUCACGCUCACCAUGCUCAUCUGCGUCGCGCUCUACGACCGCGUCUUCGUACCCGCCGUCCGGAGGCGCACCAAGAACCCGAGGGGGAUCACGCUGCUGCAGCGGAUCGGGGCCGGGAUGCUGCUCCAGGUGGUGACCAUGGUGAUCACGGCAGGGAUCGAGAACCGGAGGCUGAGCUUCGCAAGGGGCCAUAGGCCUGACGCCGCCGGCGUGCUUCCAAUGACCAUCUUCAUGCUGCUGCCGCAGUUCGUGCUCUUGGGCGCCGCCGACGCGCUCCUGGUUGUGGGGCAGGUGGAGUUCUUCUACGACCAGGCGCCGGAGAGCAUGAAGAGCCUUGGCACGGCGCUGUCCCUCACAGCCUAUGGCGCCGGCAACGUGCUCAGCAGCGCCAUCCUCUCCCUGGUCGGUCGUGUUACUGCGGAGAGGGGGAGCCCGUGGGUGACCAACAAUCUCAACGCCUCGCGACUCGACUACUACUACGCGCUCCUCACCGUGCUCGCCGCGGUGAACAUGUCGGCGUUCCUUGCGCUGAGCGGAAGGUACAAGUACCGAUCGGAGUCGAGGGAGACGAUUGAUGUCGACGCGCAGGGCGGCCCGGUCAGGCUUCAUCCAGAGCCAGCGCCAGUGGCAUGAAAAAAAUAUCGAUGCGUUCGGCCUGUAAUUAGCUAAUAAACAGUGGAAGGAAUGUCGAUGAAGUGAUCUGUUCUGUUAACGAUA
Messenger RNA from Hordeum vulgare subsp. vulgare (domesticated barley), 2031 nucleotides. Its product is annotated as protein NRT1/ PTR FAMILY 5.2-like. Gene Ontology annotation, molecular function: tripeptide transmembrane transporter activity; dipeptide transmembrane transporter activity. The record is from RefSeq and is a predicted model, not a curated record. The transcript has 3 exons. The coding region runs from base 166 to 1947 and encodes 593 amino acids. Gene Ontology annotation, cellular component: membrane. NCBI's taxonomy places the organism in Eukaryota, Viridiplantae, Streptophyta, Magnoliopsida, Poales, Poaceae. Gene Ontology annotation, biological process: dipeptide transport; transmembrane transport.